AUGGCUUUCGUCGCCAGAGCUCUAACAUCAGCUUUGAAUUAUUACAAAGAUAUAAAUCCCUCGACGCUGACUGGUGCAAUUGACGUUAUCGUUGUACAAAGGGAUAAUCCAGAGGAACCAGAUGGAAUUGAGCUAGCGUGUACUCCUUUUCACGUUAGAUUCGGUAAACUCAGUGUACUCAGAGCAGCUGAGAAGAAGGUUACGCUGCACCUGAAUGACUCAGAAACACCUAUAGAGUAUUCUAUGAAAGUUGGUGAUGCUGGUGAAGCUUUCUUCGUCUUUGAAACGGAUAUUGAUGUCCCAGAGGACUUACAGACAUCCCCAAUCAUUUCUCCGAUUGAUCAGAAUGAAAACAGCGUACCUGUCAGCCCCUUACCUCAGGCUAUAGAUCAAAACCUCAUCCACGACUUAGACUCCCCUGAAGAACCCGAGCCACUCACCCUUAACCCCAACGAAUCUCAACUUGACGAUAACAACAAAGACGACAACCAAGGCUCCGGUGUUAUUCAUGACGCCGCCUCCGCCGUCUCUAAAGUCGGUACCGCUCUCGUUGGCGGCGCUGCACAAGUCGGCAAUUUCCCCGGAAGUAAGCUCAAGCGGUCGCAACCUUCGAAAUUAGACGUCAACACUUUCGAAAGGGACGAAGAGCCUUCCGAUAAGUACCUUCCUCAAUACGAAGCUAAAGGUCCUUCCGUUGUAUAUGCAAAUGACGUCGUACUUGAUUCAGAAGGAUACAAGCAGUCCAACGAGGACUCUUAUGACGAUAUAGACAAUCGUAGUGGUGAAUUUGAACCUGAAGCGGAUACGGUUAGAGAGGCUUUGCAUCGCGACGUCGAGCAAGAGAGAUCGGGUAGUCGUACACCUGAGGAUCUCGCUUUGGCGACUUUUGGUUAUGAUUUACUGACGUCUGCACAUGGGAAGAACUUUUCUCUUGCUCCAACUAAGCAGAGGCACAAGGCACACAAAGAUAUUGAUGAUAUAGAUGGCGUCGACGACCAGGAUAUUAUAAAUAAUGGCAGUGACAAUUACGUUGCACCUAAUCAAGAUAAUUUUGAUGUUGAGCAGCUCAAGAAUAGUCUACAUGGUUUGUCAUUAUCCAAAACAAACUCCAAUCAACCUCCUGAAGAAGAAUACACAUGGGAAUGGGGUGGUUUCCCAACACGUUCAACACAAGCUACACCUGCUGUUGAGAAAACAUCCCUUGGUUUUAACCACAUACCGACUAAAUCUGAGGACAACGCUAGCACCAGUGCAUCCAAACCAAGACCAACAUUGAAAUGCGGUGAAAAUCAACAUCAGUUUGUACUCGAGAUGGAGAAUGUCAAGCAUGUGUUCGAAAUAGCAGUUUUCAAUCACAAACAGGACGAAAUCGACAGUGAGCAGUUCGAGAAGAACAAAAUCUCUUUCGAGAAGUUUAUCAGUGAUGUGAAUAUCGUCGAUAGCAAGGGAUUGGUAUGUAGGUACAACAAUAGCUACCUCGAUUGGUUCUCCUCAGCACCUGUCAUUGCAUCGUUGGCUAUCUACAGAAGAUCUUUAAUUGAACCUAUUUUCGCCGGUCAUAAAGACGACACUGAUGUAGAUGUUAGUAAGAAACCUAUGCAUCAACCACGAAUGAGUGAAAGUGGCUGGUCGAGGUGGUGGUCAAAGGCAAAGUCUGAUCCUGAUCUUGCUGCAACGGCUGCAUCUCAAGCGCAAAAGAAUGAAAAUGAGGAACAAAAACCACGAAAUCAACAAGCUGCACCGGAAAAGGAUAAGAAACACUACGCUAAAACAUUACGUCUCACUUCUAAUCAACUCAAGUCACUUAAUUUGAAGAAAGGUGUAAACAACAUCACCUUCUCCGUCAACAGUAGCUAUUCUGGUGUCGCUAUGGCUACUGCUAGAAUAUUCUACUGGAAUUCUACGGACCAGGUUGUAAUAUCUGAUAUCGACGGUACAAUAACAAAAUCUGAUACUUUGGGACAUGUGUUCACUAUGAUAGGUCGUGACUGGACGCAUAUCGGCGUCGCGAAACUCUACACCGACAUAGCUCAAAACGGCUACCAAAUACUCUACUUAACAUCACGAGCAAUAGGCCAAGCUGACACAACGCGGGAAUAUUUGAAAGGGAUCCGACAAAAAGAUCAUCAGCUACCUGACGGUCCAGUUAUCAUGUCACCAGAUAGAUUGAUGGCGUCACUCCACCGCGAAGUGAUUAUGCGUAAACCUGAAGUGUUCAAAAUGGCAGCGUUGCGGGAUAUACAGAGAGUAUUUGAUAAGAAGAAUCCUUUUUAUGCUGGUUUCGGUAACCGUAUUACAGAUGCCAUGUCAUACAGAUCAGUGAAUGUCCCGUCAUCUAGGAUAUUCACUAUCGAUAGUUUCGGUGAAGUGAAGAUGGAGUUACUGGAAUUGGCAGGAUAUAAAUCCUCCUACAUUCAUAUGACAGAUUUGGUAGACCAAAUGUUCCCGUCUAUCAACAACGCAUUUGAGCCUGCUUUCACAGAUUUCAACUACUGGAAGCCGGCCAUACCUGAUGUGGAGCUACCUGAUUUGUCACCACCUAGCCCAGCACUCAGCACACGCAGUGAUCAGAGUACUACUUCGAAGUUGGGGAUGUUCUGGCCUAGCUCUCUAGCAUCGAGUUUGAGUAGAAGAGGGAGUACUGCUACUAGUCCAAUAAGCACCGCUCAAGACGACCCAGAAAAGAAGAGUAGAAAGAGUAGAGCAUCGUCACCUGACGCCAGAUUUAGUAGAGCUACUUCCCCAGUAUCUGAUUUUGUUUUAUCUGAGGAGGAGGAGGAGGAGGAUGAAGAUAGUGAUGACGACCAAGACGAAGACGACGACGAGGAGGAGCAUGAAUAUGAUACCAAUGACGUGGAUGAUCUUACUUUUAAUAACUCAGGUAUUGUCAACAAGUCAAACAGCAUGGGCGAGAGAUCGACUACGUCAAUCGGAGAGGAGAUGGAAGAUGACUUUGAUGAGGAUAUUUUAGCAACAAGGGAAAUGAAUCAAGUACCUUUCCUCUGA
Molecule: messenger RNA, 3006 nt
Organism: Wallemia ichthyophaga EXF-994
Lineage: Eukaryota; Fungi; Basidiomycota; Wallemiomycetes; Wallemiales; Wallemiaceae
Product: Nuclear elongation and deformation protein 1
Exons: 3
Coding region: 1-3006 (1001 amino acids)
Biological process (GO): fatty acid catabolic process; triglyceride biosynthetic process
Cellular component (GO): nucleus
Molecular function (GO): phosphatidate phosphatase activity
Source: RefSeq, a predicted model, not a curated record